UCCAUUGCAGGUGAAGAAGAAUAUCCCAUGAGUUCCAUCCAAUACAAAUCAUCAUCUAAACUAUUUCUAGCAUGUUGUGCAAGCACAUUUGCAACCUUAUUUCCACCCCUCCUUGUGCAACAAAUACUAGCCCACUCUAAUCCAUGGAUCAAAUGGCAAAUAUCAUCCACCACAUUUCCAGAUAAAACCUAGCUUUUAGAUCUUCUUUUUCCUUUACUUUUUAAUUUUUUAUAUUUUGAGAUGAGAGGUACAUAAAAAAAAAAAGUAGCAAAAAUACAAAUUUAUCCUUGCUUUUAACUGGGGUGAGUAACAGAAGACAAAUAAAACUUACCUCUCUCUCUCAUCUCUGUGUUUAAUUUCGUGAUUUGAGUCUCCGAUCUAAGGAUUCUGAGUUUGAGCUUGCUAUGUUUGUGGUUUGGGUUUCCUGUGCAUUUGUUUGUUGGUGGGUUUGGAUUUUUGGUUGUGGUUGGUGAGGCUUGGGCAGUGGUGGAGGUUGCUAGUACAUUCGUUUGGAUUUUUUGGUGGAAGGUUGUGAUUGUGAUUGAGGGCUGUUGGUGGGUUUGGAUUUUUGGUUGUGGUUAUGGGUUUCCUAUGCAUUCUUUUGGAUUUUUUGUGUGGCUGUUGGUGGUGUUGAUGGUAGUGGAAUCUGGUUUUGCCGUUGGUGGUGGUGGUGAUGAAACUGGGUUUGGGUGUGGGUUUCAUGUUCUUCGUGUAGAGUCAAGUGGGUAAGGGAAGAAGACAGUGCAGCCAUGGCAGACAGUGUUGUGAGUUUCCUGUUACAGAACCUGACUCAGUUGCUCUCUCAAGAAUCAAAAUUGCUUGGGGGAGUAGAGGAUCAAGUCAGGUUACUUCAGAAUGAGCUGUCUCUGAUCAACAUCUUCCUCAAAAAUACUGAAGGAAAACGACAUGACAAUGAGUUGUUGAAGGAGGUAGUAAGCCAGAUCAGGGACGUAGCUUAUGAGGCUGAGGAUGUUAUUGAUACAUUCAUCAUCACAGUGACAAAGCACAAGAGAAGAAGCAAGCUGAGGAGGUUUAUCCUUUCAUGUGACCGAGCUAUCUUGUUUCAUGAUGUUGCAAAAAGGAUAGAGAGCAUCAAGAAUUUCAUCAAGGAAAUUUACGAUAAUAGGAGCAAGUACGGCAUAGGGGAAAUAGCCGAAUCAUCUGGAGGAGAUGCAGAAAUGGAGGAGAUGCUGCACAAGCGCAGGAGAUACGUAGAGGAAGUUCGAGUUGUAGGAUUUGGUCACGACUCAGAGGUAUUGGUGAAGCAGCUUAUUGAAGGGAGUUUGAAUCUUAACGUUGUUUCAAUCAUUGGCAUGGGUGGCUUAGGUAAGACCACUCUUGCUAGGAAGAUCUACAACAAUAAUCAUGUCAAGAACCACUUUUCUUUUUAUGGGUGGGUGUAUGUCUCUCAAGAAUAUAAAAUCAGAGACCUGUUGCUUGAAAUUUUGAAGGGUGUGUCACCAAUGCCAAAACUGAAGAAGUUUAUGUUAAAAGUUGAAUUAAAAGAGGAAUUACUUCAAGGUCUGGAAGCUAAGUAUAGCACGAACGAAGAUAAAUUGAAAGGGACACUAAUUGAAGACUUGAACGGUAUCAAGGCAAUGAAUGAUGAAGAAUGCAGAAAGGAAUUGUUUGCGUUCUUGGAACACAUAAGAGACCAUAAAUUGAAAAAAUCAUUGUCAGGUUUCGUGAAAGAUAUUUACGAAAAGAAUGGUGAAGGAUGGCAAGAUAUGGAUGACAAUGAAUUGAAAAGUGUGUUGCUCGAAUGCUUGAAAGACAAGAGGUACCUAAUUGUCAUGGACGACAUCUGGAAAACUGAGGUAUGGAAUGAGGUAAGUGUUGCCUUUCCUACUAACUCCAAUGGAAGUAGAAUAUUGAUCACUAGCCGAAUAAAAGAAGUGGCAUCACAUGCAAGUAGUAUUAAUGAUAGUAUUCCUCCUAUUUCCCCUUAUGAACUCCCAUUUCUUAAAGAAGAUGAAUGUUGGGAGCUCUUCUCUAAGAAGGUGUUUAGGGGAGGUACAUGUCCUCUAGAACUUGAAACUCUAGGGAGAGAAAUUGUGAAAAGUUGUGAUGGUUUACCACUUGCUAUUGUGGUAUUGGGGGGCCUUUUAGCCAAGAAGGAGAAAACGCAUCGAACAUGGUCGAAAUAUGUUGGCCAUGUCAAUUCGUAUCUGACUGAGGAUAGAUCAAGUUGCAUAGACAUAUUGGCUCUAAGCUACCACCUAUUACCCCAAUGCUUGAAACCAUGUUUUCUAUACUUUGGUAUCUACCCAGAAGACUUUGAGAUACCAGUGAGGCAACUAAUCCGACUUUGGAUAGCCGAGGGAUUCAUUCGACAAAUUGGGAAUAGAAAUAUGGAGGACGAUGCUGAAGACUACUUGGAGGAACUCAUUGAUCGAAGCUUGAUUCAAGUGGCAACAAAAAGGCUAGAUGGAGGUGUUAGAACAUGUCGUAUCCAUGAUCUUUUACGGGACCUUUGUAUAUCAGAAAGUGCUGACGAAGAGUUUCUUGAGGUUUGUUCUAAUGAUAACCUCUCACAAAUGAGCAAAUUCCGUAGAAUUUCCAACCACUCUGCCAACCAUCCAUACAUUUCUUCCAACCCUUGUUUGCCUUCAAAUCGUCGUUCUGUAACAUGUUUUGGGGAAGCUUUCGGGCAUAAGAAUCUUCUUGACAAAGGCUACUACUUGAAAUGGCUAUGUGAAAGUAACAAGUUGGUUCGGGUGGUAGAGCUCAGAAAUAUGGUCCGCAUUUGUUGCUUAAUCCCCAAAAAUAUUGAAAACCUGGUUCAUUUGAGGUACUUGAGCAUUUCCUCUGGUAAGUUUUAUGUCAUUCCAGAUUCCAUAUGCAACCUUUGGAAUCUUGAGACGCUGGACAUGAGAAAUUCUGAAAUUAAACGCUUGCCUAAGGGGAUAUGGAAGUUAAAAAAAUUAAGACAUUUAUACUUGGAUGGGCCAACAUAUCUACCUAGACCUGACAAUGAAGCGGGUUUACCCAAUCUUCAAGUCCUCACUGGUAUAUCUUUAAAUUACGACAAAACUGAGAGUCUCUUUGCCCAGGCCAGAUUUCCUAACCUUAGAAAAUUAGGAUUUUAUGGGUUACAUGCGCCACCAUCAUUGGUUUUGACGCUGUCAAGCAUCCAUCCCUUGCGUCAUCUACAGACUUUGAAGCUUCGUAAUUAUGUUAGUCUUUCAAAUCCAAGUUCACUCCAGUCGACCCUAACAAAGAUAACCUUACUGGAUGUGACAGGUUAUCUUCCAUCUAUCUGGAAAGUGUUGGGUAGCCUUACCAACCUCCGAAUACUCAAAAUUGUUAAUUGUAACUGGUUCACACUACAUUGUGAUGAAAGCAGUUUUUGACAACUCGAAGUCUUAAAAAUGAGAGAAGUAACUGAUAUGGGAUGGACUAUGGAGAAAGGUGCAAUGCCAAGGCUUCAACGUUUGGUCUUGGAGCGUUGCAGGUUUGAUAUGAUUCACGUGGAGGAAAUAUGUUGCUUGACUGCCUUGAGGGAUGUGGAAGUUUUACAUCCCAAUUCAAAAUUGGUAGAGAUGCUUCGACAGUUGCAGAUGAGGGAUGGAUGUAAACUCCAAGUCUAUCCACCUCUGAACUCAUCUCUUCCAUGAUUAUCCUCGCUGUUAACUUAAGCCUCUACUGUUUUUGUUUUUGUUUUUUGUUUAUGGAUCUGUGGUGAUAAAUCUGUUUUAGUUUGGAGGAAGGUAUAAUCUUGGAAUUGGGACACUGCUAAAUAAUUGAAAAGCUUAAUUAGUCUA
Molecule: messenger RNA, 3764 nt
Organism: Quercus lobata
Lineage: Eukaryota; Viridiplantae; Streptophyta; Magnoliopsida; Fagales; Fagaceae
Product: putative disease resistance protein At1g50180
Exons: 1
Coding region: 750-3353 (867 amino acids)
Biological process (GO): defense response to other organism
Molecular function (GO): ADP binding
Source: RefSeq, a predicted model, not a curated record